AUUUUUGAAUGUGGAUUUCAUAGUUUUUUAGGUCAAAAUAGAAGUCAAUUUACUAUAAAAUUCUUUAUAUACGCACUUAUAUUUCUACUUUUAGAUUUAGAAAUAUUAUUAAUAUUUCCUUUUGGAGUUAGUAGUUAUACUAAUGAUUUAUAUGGAUUAAUUAUAAUUUUAGGUUUUAUAACAAUUGUUACGAUAGGUUUUGUUUAUGAAUUAGGUAAAAAUGCUUUAAAAAUAGAUAGUAGACAAUCUAUAAUUAAAACUAAUACAAAAAAUAUAAAAAUAUUUACAUUAUAA
Molecule: messenger RNA, 294 nt
Organism: Sporothrix brasiliensis 5110
Lineage: Eukaryota; Fungi; Ascomycota; Sordariomycetes; Ophiostomatales; Ophiostomataceae
Gene: nad3
Product: NADH dehydrogenase subunit 3
Exons: 1
Cellular component (GO): NADH dehydrogenase complex
Molecular function (GO): NADH dehydrogenase (ubiquinone) activity
Source: RefSeq, a predicted model, not a curated record